AUGACAAAGAAUAACCUCAAGCAGCACCUUCGUUGGCUUGUCGACCGUGGACAACCGGACUUUGCUGCAUUGGACGUGUUGUUGACGCGCCCUGAUGUUGAUGCCUCAAAUACCCAAAUUCCACCACAACCACUUUUAGAGGCACCCCGGCCAAUUCAUACGGAAGAGUUGACCAUCACUUUGGACGAAAAUUCAAUUGCAAUAUUGAAGAAAAAUGAAGAUCUCGGAUUGAAAGUCGAUAGCGAUGGAGACUGUGUCUUGCAGGACGCGACUAUGGCACGACUCAACCUCGCUUCCUCGUCGGCGUCUAAGCCGCGCAUGCUUAGCAUUACGGCCGGCAACAGGAGUGACAAUGCAAGACCAUUGACUCCCGGGUCUGACGUCCGGAAGAAUUCUGGAUCUGACAGACCAAAAGUUGGGGAUAUCUCAUAUCGAUCUGCUUCAGCCGCUAUAAUAUCAAGUCCCAGUCGCAGGAAACGAAACGUAACGCCUACGAAAUUAGGACCUAUUCUUUCUUCAGAUUAUAAGUCUCAUUUCGAUGAUAUCGAGUCUAUUGAUCUUACAGGCGAUGUCGAACAAACCACCUCCUCUGGAACAGUAGAAGCGUUUGGCGAUUCACAAACAUUAUGGAGAGAAGAUUGUGCUAUGCGUCCAGAGCCUUUACCCAAACAAGGGAAAAAGAGAAAAAGCGACGAAUAUCAGUCGGAUCUAGGGUCUCCCCGGAGGAACAGUCCUCGAUUAAAAGCAUCUCAUCUACCGGGUGAUGACGAUGAUGAUGAUGACGUGUCAGUUGCUGAUAUUACGCCAACAAUUUCAUCGGAUCCGCCUAGUUAUGAUAUCACGUCGUCACAGGAAUUAGCCCGGCAAUCACCUGUUCGUUCGGCAGUCUCGAAGAAACCAACUACCACGACCACUCCGACUAGUAAAUCGAGAACUAAAAGAGAUAGCCAAGAAGAUCUCGAUCCGAAUUUGUUUUCCUGGGACUCCGACGAAGAUGCCUUUGAGCCUUUACCCCCUAAGAGAAUUCGGCCAAGCGAAAGGGGAUUAAACCCAAGGGACAGUAAUCGAGCUCCGAAUGCUGAAACCACACCACAACCCGAUGUAAUCCAAACUCAACCAAAGUUUACUUCACCUAAAAAGCUAUCACCGAAAAAGGUUUCACCCAAAAAGAGACAGGCUAUUGUUGACACUGUAGCUUCUACCCCUUUGUCUCAAAUCACCCCGAAUCCCAAAGUAGAGCAUUUCUUGUCUCUCAAUCCAGCAGCUGUUGAUGGAGCCAUUGAGAAAUUAAACAAAGCUCUGGUCGCGAAUGCUGCUGUUGUGGUUCAACAUGCCAUUGAAGGAGAACUCCCACCACACGAGGUUGUGGCUGAAGGCAAAGCUGCUCGAGUGAAAGUUGAUGCGUUAGGGAAGGUCAAGUUGGAAAGGGCUUCGUAUGAUGAAAAGAAGUCGAGGAAGCAACAACUGAAGGACAUGAUGGUGAAAGCUGUUGCUGAUGGAGAAGAUUUGACAGGUUUGGCGGCAGAGAUCAAAGAGAGCCAAGAUAUUGUGAAGGAUCUCCAAGGUAUCGAGGCACGGUUAAGCGAUCUAUUAUCUAUAAUCGACAUGGAUCUCUCUGCUUUCACUCCGCCUCCCCAGUUUGGGGACUUAGGGAACACCGUUCUACCUGCCACACCACAAACGCUUGUACGGCCCGUUGCGCAACCCAUUCCUCAGAGAUUUCAGACCGAGACUCCACCAAUAGUACCCUCAAAUAGUCGCGCUGCGAGCUUGACUACAUCUUACCGCCAGGAUGUGUCGACCUUUCAGGAAGGCAAUUCCUAUUCUACCGGAAUACCCUCGAACGCGGCCGCUCCAUUUAUCACCUCGGAUGAUUUUGACUUUGAUGAGGAAGACUUUCUUGAAACAGACAACGUUUUGUCGACCGGGCUCAAUGAAGCACCAGCAACCUAUUCUGAUAAUCGCAGGAUCUUUGCCGAAACUUCUGGUAACUCCAGUCGUCAACCACAACCCACUCAGAAACCUACGGUUCCUGAUCCCAACUCUAUGUUGUCCUUCGCUUGGUCCAAAGAUGUAAGGACAGUCAUGAGAGAUCGCUUUCAUCUCAAGGGCUUCCGACCUAACCAGCUAGAGGCAAUCAAUGCGACACUUGGAGGUAAAGAUGCAUUUGUUUUGAUGCCCACAGGAGGUGGCAAGUCACUUUGCUAUCAAUUGCCGUCUGUGAUACACAGCGGUCGGACGAAAGGCGUUACGAUCGUUGUAUCGCCUUUGCUCAGUUUGAUGGAAGACCAGGUUGAUCAUCUCCAGAAAUUAGGAAUCAAGGCGUUCUUUAUCAACGGAGAUGUAACCCCCGAGCACAAAAGAUGGGUUAUGUCGGCCCUCUCAAGCCCUUUUGCAGACCGAGAGCUAGAAUUACUCUAUGUCACGCCUGAAAUGGUCAACAAGAACUUGACAUUGCGUGAUAUUCUCAAGACACUUCAUGCCAACAGAAAAUUGGCCCGCCUAGUCAUAGACGAGGCUCAUUGUGUCAGUCAAUGGGGUCAUGAUUUCCGGCCAGACUAUAAGGAACUCGGGUCCUUUCGCUCAGAGUUUCCCGGGAUCCCUGUCAUGGCAUUGACUGCCACGGCAACUGAAAAUGUGAAGAUUGACGUUAUAAACAACUUGAGGAUGAAGGGAUGCGAGGUGUUGAGUCAGAGUUUCAACAGGCCCAAUCUCACGUAUGACGUUCUUCCCAAGAAAGGUUCUGCUCCGGACAUUAUUUCGCAGAUAGCAGACAUCAUUCAAACUUCGUAUAAAAGGAAAGCUGGCAUAGUUUAUUGUUUGUCUCGGAAGGAUUGCGAAAAGGUUGCCCAAGAGCUUUCUAAGGGGUACAAGAUCAAAGCAACGCAUUACCAUGCAGGUAUGGCAUCAGCAGAACGGACUGCUGUCCAGCGUGACUGGCAGUCUGGUAAAUACGAUGUGAUUGUCGCUACCAUUGCCUUCGGUAUGGGCAUUGACAAGCCCGAUGUUCGGUUUGUUAUUCACCAUACUAUGCCCAAAAGUUUGGAAGGUUACUACCAAGAAACUGGUCGUGCUGGACGGGAUGGGAAGCGCUCAGGUUGCUACCUGUUCUACAGCUAUAGAGAUACUGCUGCGCAGAAGCGCUUCAUUGAACAGUCAGACGGUGAUUGGCAACAGAAAAACCGUCAACGGCAAAUGCUUCGACAUGUUGUACAGUUCUGCGAGAAUCAGAGCGACUGCAGACGUGUACAGAUCCUUGCGUACUUCAAUGAGUCCUUUCGCGCCGGCGACUGUCAUCGCACAUGUGAUAAUUGCAAGACUGACGAGACCUUUCAAACGGUUGAUUUCUCAGAUCUUGCAAAGCAGGCUAUCCAGCUUGUUAGACUGUUCAACGAUAGGGAUGAGGACGUCACCAUUUUGCAUUGCAUCGAUAUCUUCGCUGGAACUUUUAAAAGGAUGAAAGGUGACCAUGCCCAGUUGCCGCAAUACGGUGUUGGUCACGACAUAGAACUUGGAGACGUUGAACGUUUAUUUUUCAAGUUAGUGGGUGAAGAUAUCCUGGAAGAAUGGUCCAAAACUACGAGCAGAUUCACUCAUAGGUAUGUCAAACUGGGCCCUAAAGCCAGUCAAUUUCUUUCAGCAAAGUCUCCUUUCACAAUGCAAGUACGCGCAUCCUCGAAGUCAGCAAAGAGGGCCAGUGGCACUGUUUCUACUGGUAUGUCUGGAGCCUCGGAUUAUCAUCCGCAGUCGACAAAUGUGCCAUCUCCAGUACAAGCUUCGCGUCGUAAAGCAACACCGAAAGCAGCGCCGAAGGCUAAAGGCAAGCGUGGAGCCGUCAAAGCAGCCGGUGACGACGAUGAUAGUGAUGGAUUCGAACCAGUACGAGUAGCAGGGAAAUCGAACCGUCGCAAAAAGGCUGAAGUGGGACCUCCGAUUGUUCAGGAUGAUCGGCUUGCUGAAUUGGACGAUAAUCAGCAAAUGGUGGUUGAGGACUUUGUGACCAACGCGAAGGAACUCAGUCAACAGAUCAUGAUGGAGAGAAAUCUUCGCAACCAACCUUUCCCAGAUGCCAUAUUACGGGAAAUGGCAAUCUAUCUUCCUGAAGACACGAAUCAAAUGAAAGAGAUCCCUGAAAUCAAUCAGGACAAAGUCGAUCGCUAUGGUUCCCGGUUCUUGAAGCUGAUUCGAAAUUCCAAACAGCUACUCUCGGAUAUGAGAGCGAACAACGAGGUUAUUCAUGAUCCGAACCACACGAACGUCAUCAAUCUCGAUAGCGAUGACGAGUACGGCGACGAUGAGGAUUUCAUGUUCUCGCUUUCACAGUUGGAUCCGGAUGACCAGAACACCAGCCAGUACUUUGGUACCUCUGCCUCCACUCAAACAAGGGUACCAUCCACUCAAUUCACUGAUCUAGAUGCUCCUUCUACGACAAGUAGGAGAACAACAAGCAAGGCGUCUUCUGCACCACGUAGUCGAGCUCGUGGUGGCGCACAGCGUACCAGCAGCGGAUCAUCUUCCAGAAGACGGAAGCCCUGGAUCCCAGAAGCUUACACAUACACUGGAGGCUCAGCAAAGAGGAGCUACAAAAGUUAUAACUCUCGAAGUCGAGGAUCUUCAUCCUCCGGUUAUAGUACCUAUCGGCGGUCGAGCUCUACUACUACCGCUAACAAGCGUAAGACGAGCGCGAGACCGUCUGUGCCACAAAUUGAUUUGAUGCCAACAUGAUUAUAAUAGUAAAAUGACGGGAACGGGACCUAGCCAUAUUUAUAGGACUAGAUGAGCUUUUGUCAUGUGCUUGGCGUCUUGAGGGUUUAGUUUCUUAGCGAUUACGGUGCACGGAGUUUAGAGUGGAUUGAUUCAGUUGAUUUGACGGAUGUUUUGUGUAUGUUAUACAGAAAUUCAUGUUCUAAUCACACGC
Talaromyces stipitatus ATCC 10500 is the source of this 4918-nucleotide messenger RNA. RefSeq names its product RecQ family helicase MusN. The transcript is spliced from 5 exons. NCBI's taxonomy places the organism in Eukaryota, Fungi, Ascomycota, Eurotiomycetes, Eurotiales, Trichocomaceae. Gene Ontology annotation, molecular function: 3'-5' DNA helicase activity; ATP binding; nucleic acid binding. Gene Ontology annotation, cellular component: chromosome; nucleus; cytoplasm. The coding region runs from base 1 to 4725 and encodes 1574 amino acids. Gene Ontology annotation, biological process: double-strand break repair via homologous recombination; DNA replication. The record is from RefSeq and is a predicted model, not a curated record.